Molecule: messenger RNA, 2342 nt
Organism: Mytilus trossulus (common blue mussel)
Lineage: Eukaryota; Metazoa; Mollusca; Bivalvia; Mytilida; Mytilidae
Product: actin-related protein 5-like
Exons: 20
Coding region: 144-2282 (712 amino acids)
Biological process (GO): regulation of DNA-templated transcription
Cellular component (GO): cytoplasm; Ino80 complex
Source: RefSeq, a predicted model, not a curated record
UUAUCACUGAUAAUUUCCACUAAAAUGUAUGUUGUAAAUAAAGUCUGAUUAGCGGAAAAAUUAGAUUUUUCUGGGGGGAAAAAACUUGUAUUAGUCCCAUUUUAGUGACUUCCAACCGUCACAAGUCCUUGAAUUCUCUGAAAAUGACAGAUCAGAAGAAUAUUUUUACAUUCAAAGAUGAAAGACCUCAACAAUGUCCGUCAUUAGAAUACAGUACAGAUUUUUUACACAAUAAAGUGCCAUUGGUAAUAGAUAAUGGUACAUAUCAAUGCAGAGCUGGCUGGGCCACCAGUGACAAACCACAGCUAAUAUUCAAAAAUAUAACAGCUAAACCAAGGGGUAAAAAGGAGACAGACACCCAAGUAGGAAAUGAAAUAAAUACAACAGAGGUCGCAAAAUGGUUAAUAAGGUCACCAUUCGAUAGAAAUGUUGUGACAUUGUAUGAUGUUCAGGAACAAAUAUUUGACUAUAUAUUUACACAUCUUGGUUUGAACACAGAUGGGUAUAUUGACCACCCUGUGGUGUUGACAGAGCCUGUAUGUAAUCCUAACUACUGUCGUCAGCAAAUGUCAGAGCUUUUAUUUGAAUGUUACAACAUACCUCAAGUUACAUAUGGUAUUGAUGCCAUGUUCAGUUUGUAUGCUAACCAUGACAGGAUGGAAGAUAUCAAUUCCCUGAUAGUAUCCUGUGGUUACCAGACUACACACUUACUUCCUGUUCUUGGUGGACGUCUGGACACAUCACAAUGUCGACGGAUUAAUCUUGGAGGAUAUCACCUAGAAACAUUCAUGCAGCGACUUCUACAACUUAAAUAUCCUGGACAUUUUGCUGCUGUGUCACUUAACAGGGCUGAGGAAUUAGUGAGAGAUCAUUGUCACCUAGCACCAGAUUACAAUGCAGAUUUACAUGAAUGGGUUUCUAAUGACUAUUAUGAUGAAAACGUACACAAGAUUCAACUUCCUUACACUAAUGCCCCAGGAAACCAGCUAUCAGCAGAGCAAACAAAAGAAAGAAGGGAACAACAAAUAAAAAGAUUGAAAGAAGUAACAGCAAAAAGGAGAUUGGAAAAAUUAGCAUCCGAGGAACAGAAGUUACAAGAGUUAAUGAGUAUCCAGGAAUUAUUGGAGGAUGAAGACGAUGAUGAGGCAUUUGAUCGAGCUUUACAGAACACAUCAUUUGAUACACCAGAAGAAUUACAAGCAGAAAUAAACAGAUUAACAAUAGCAAUACAGAGGAACAGAGCCAAAGUUCUUGGGAUAGAGCCACCUCCUGCUGAAGAGCCUAAGAAACAAACAGUUUAUGACCUUUUGGAAAUUCCUGAUGACCAGUUGUCUGCUGACCAGGUACUGACCAAGAAAAAACAAAGAAUGUUGAAGAAUGCCAGAGAGGGAAGGCUUAGAGCACAAGCUUUACAGAUAGAAAAAAGACAAAAGGAGAUGGAAGAAGAGAGAAAGUUAGAACAGAGGAGAAGGAAGGAUUUCAACGGAUGGUUACAGGAAGUAAGAGGGAGGAGACAGAAAUUACUGGAUGCCAGAACAUCAAGAAAACAGAAGAAAUCAGACAUGGCAAAGAGGAGGACAUUAGCAUCUCAACAGAGAAUGAAAAUGAUAACACAGUUAGCUGCAGGAGAGAGUAGUUCAACAAAGAAGAAAGCUGAUACGUUUGGACAGAAUGAUGCUGACUGGGAUGUUUAUAAGGAGAUACAUCCACAGAAUGCAGACAGUGAUUCAGAAGUGGAAGAAGAACAGAUAGAAGAAUUAGAGGCCAUGUUGAGGGAACACGAUCCAGAAUUUCAAAAAGAACUAGACUUGGGAGGUUCUGAGGAAUUUGAUAUUGCUGAAUAUUACAGACUUCACCUGGCAAUAGAAAGAGUGAGGGUACCAGAAUUAUUAUUCCAGCCAUCAAUGAUUGGUGUAGAACAAGCUGGUAUCGUAGAAACUAUGGACUUUUUAUUACAUAAAUAUGACCAAGAAAAACAGAAACUGUUAGUUCAGAAUGUGUUCCUAACUGGUGGCAAUGCAUUGUUUAUGAAUUUCAAGGAGAGAUUAGAAAAAGAGUUGUUAGAGAUGAGGCCAUUCCAAUCAAUGUUCUCAGUUACCAGAGCAGUUGAUCCAGUAUUAGAUGCCUGGAAAGGAGCCAGAAAAUUUGCCAUUUCUCCAGAUCGGUCAGUUUACAGUAUCACAAAGGCAGACUACACAGAAAUGGGAGGAGAAUAUCUUAAAGAACAUUUCCUAUCUAACAGAUACUUCCCUUCUCCUGUGUCAAUAAAACUAGAAAAAUAAUAAAAUAGUUUUCUUCUCACUCUGACAAAGUUGGAAAAAUCAAAACUAGGUGUGUUGUUU